Molecule: messenger RNA, 11527 nt
Organism: Oncorhynchus mykiss (rainbow trout)
Lineage: Eukaryota; Metazoa; Chordata; Actinopteri; Salmoniformes; Salmonidae
Product: serine/threonine-protein kinase LMTK1
Biological process (GO): brain development; peptidyl-tyrosine autophosphorylation
Molecular function (GO): protein tyrosine kinase activity; ATP binding
Source: RefSeq, a predicted model, not a curated record
CAUUAGCAGGCAAGAUGGCGCUCUCGCUGUCAGCACCCGCAAGCGGACAGCUGCCGCUCUGUGCUUGUGCUAUUAACGCAACAGCUAUGAGAAGCUGCCAGUAAUUCAAUGAGAUUGCGUUAUUCAUAGUGAAUUGUGCUAUUAGGCUAUAUUGUUGGUGAUAUCAUCAUCAAAGAAUUGAGCAUUCAUCUGAGUUCAUAUGUGAGGGUUAUGAUAGCCUACAUCAGACCUGUCAGCCGUUUGGUGCAGCAGAGAUCGAAGAGAAUAGCAGCAAUUUAAAUACUGUGUGGUAUCCGGUUGAUUGCUACGGGUAACGGCACUUACCGGGGACACUUUUGCAGCGACAAUCACAGCACAUUUUCCACAAUUGGACUGCAUAGGAAACGGUAAACUGCACGUGAGACUCUGAUGGUUGUGUUGCUAUGAAGCGACAAGCAAUAAUACCAUGAAAUACAAAGCCAACAAAAGGACAUUCUAACAUUCUGUCAACAUCUGCCUUUCAAUCCGAUUGUUAUUUUUUUGCCUGUCAAAAGAUGAAGGAGCGAUUUGAAACGCAAAAACCGGGCUUGAAUGUGCAAAAAAAAAAUGCAGUGUUUCUCUCUACAACUGGCCCAUUUCUUUGAUUAGAAGCUGCAGUGUCUCUGCAGCAUCCUUAACCCCACAUUGCGAGGAAGAUGUUGGCGGCUCUGCUGAUGGUCAUAAUGUCUUCAUCAUUCUUCGUCCCCGGGUUUGCCCUCAGUUCCCAUUUCGACUUGGAUGGCGCUCCGCUAAGUGGGAUGUCUUGGCCGUCUUCUCUGGCGGUUGUGGCUGUUUCCUUCUCUGGUCUCUUCACCUUCGUCUUCCUCAUGCUGGCCUGCCUCUGCUGCAAGAAGGGGCAUAUCGGCUUCAAGGAGUUUGAGAAUGCCGAUGGGGAGGAGUACCAGGCGGACCUGUCCACCCUGGCGUCCCCUGCAUCCCAGAGCGGACCUGAUGUCUACAUCCUACCCCUCACGGAGGUGUCCCUCCCCCUGGCCAAACAACCAGGACGAUCAGUCCAACUCCUGAAAUCCACAGAAGUCGGCCGCCAGAGUCUUCUGUACCUGAAAGAGAUCGGCGAUGGCUGGUUCGGAAAGGUUCUCCUGGGGGAGGUGAAUGCGGGCCUCAGCUCCACCCAGGUGGUGGUUAAGGAGCUCAAGGCCAGUGCCAGCGUUCAGGACCAGAUGCACUUCCUGGAGGAGUCCCAGCCAUACCGUGCCCUCCAGCACCCAGCGCUCCUACAUUGCCUGGCGCAGUGCACUGAAGUCACCCCCUACCUGCUGGUCAUGGAAUUCUGCCCUCUGGGUGAUGUGAAAGGGUACCUGCGUAGCUGUCGGGCUUCAGACACAAUGACCCCUGAACCCCUGAUCCUGCAGAGGAUGGCCUGUGAGAUCGCCUCAGGACUCCUGCACCUGCACAAACACAACUUCAUACACAGUGACCUGGCCCUGAGAAACUGCCUGCUGACCGCUGACGUCACAGUGAAGAUCGGAGACUACGGCCUGUCACACAACAAGUACAAAGACGACUACUUUGUGACGUCAGACCAGAUGUACGUGCCCCUGCGUUGGAUCGCUCCAGAACUCAUAGAUGAAGUCCAUGGCAACCUUCUGGUGGUAGACCAGAGCAAACAGAGCAACGUCUGGUCUCUGGGAGUGACUAUCUGGGAGUUAUUUGAGUUGGGGAACCAGCCGUACAGACAGUACUCAGACAGACAGGUGUUAACCUACGCCGUGAGGGAACAGCAGCUCAGACUGCCCAAGCCCCUGCUCAAAAUACCCUUGGCAGAGCGCUGGUAUGAGGUGAUGCAGUUCUGCUGGCUCCAACCAGACCAGAGGCCCAAUACAGAGGAGGUCCACCUGUUACUCAGCUACCUGUGUGCCAAGGGGGCCAGUGAGGCCGAGGAGGACUUUGAGAGACGCUGGAACUCCCUGCGUCCCAACCCCAACGCCGACCAACGAAGCAGCAGUCUUCAUCACGGGGCCGGAGCCCUGGCCACUGACCUUCCCUCCUCCUUCCCUCUGUUGGAGCAGUUCUCUGGAUGUGACGGUUACCACAGCGAAUCAGGAGAUGAUAUACUGACCGUGACAGAGACCAGCCACGGUCUGAACUUCCAGUACAAGUGGGAGCAGACCCAGGCGGGGAUCGGGGCGGAGCAGCCUUACCACCACGCUGCCUCAUCCUCCAGCGGUACCCUGGGGGUCGUCAACCACCACUGUCAGGACCUAUACUACCCAGGUGGAAUGGUGGGGGGCAGUGGUGGGGUGGAGAUGGAGGGUCUCACUCUGGGAGUGUCCCCUUCCUACUAUGAGCACAAGACGCUGCAUGUUUCUGGGGUCGGGGUCGGGGUGGUGCCGGUGCUCAGAGCCCGUAGUCCUUCAGUGAGCUCUGAGUACUACAUCCGCAUGGAGGAGCCUGGCGUGGACUACACCAUGUACUCCUACAGCCCAGACUACCAGGGCAGCCACGGGAGCUUCCUGACCAGCAGUGGCAGUGCAGACUCAGGGGAGUGUAUGAUGGGGAUGGGUCCCCCCCAGGCCCACUCCAAGCCUGUAGACUCCUACUGGUCAGCAGACGUCUGUAAAGAUGGGGGUGUUGGAGCGUAUAACUCGGACAUCUCCCUGACAAUGGAGCCCCAUGUCUCUGACUCCAGCCCCAUGAGACCAUGGGAGGCUGGUCACUACGUCUCCUACAAGGACCAGGACGGGGGGUACUACUACGAACACUCACCUCCCAUGGGCAUAGGCCACCACAUGGGUCUGGGGAUGGACCAGCAUUACCUGAUGGGGCGGGAACACUCUGCCCCCAAGCCCCAUCUGGAGAGCUGGGGGUCCCGUAACCUGCGACAGGCCCUGGGAGAACUGGACAACCCUCUGGGGAUAUCUCCCUCCAUCAGCACCCAUCUCCAGGAUGGCGGUCCUCCUUUUGGGGUAGGCGACCCCUACUUGGAGACAACCCAGGGCCCAGGCUCCGUCAUUGGGGGGAGUAGCGUCACUGGCGGCUACUAUGACAUGAUGGGUUCUCUGAGGAAACCCAUGCCGACCAUGCCAGACCACGCCCACUCAGUCAGCAUCACUAUGGCGUCGGAAGAGGCCCUCUUCAUCUGUCACCGGGACAACGACUUGGAUGAAGAAGAGGAUAUAUUCUCAGAGAGGCUGAGGAGCAGCAGUAGUAACCUCUCCAACCCCUCCGCUAACAACAACAGUCUAGGCCUGGGUCUAAGCCUUGGCCGUAAUGGACAGGCUGGCUGUAGACAACUACAGGAUCCCUAUGAAGACUUCCACUACACUAUGCCCACUACCGACAUAGAGGACUCGUGGCCUGAAGAGCACUGCCUGACCUUCCACUCCUCUGUCUCUGCUGCAGUUAAACCCAUAGACUAUCUGGAGGCUACAGCGCCUUCGGCUAAUGAUAGUGGCUGUUUAGUCCUGGGGAACCAUCAUGCCCUGGUCACUUCAGGGGACACCUGUAAUGCUUACAUCUAUUUGUGCCACGAGGGGGAAGGGGGGAGGGACGUAGAGCCGCCACCCAUCGAGUGCUGCCACUCUCAUUUCGUCGACCCCCUCACAGGCUUAGUGGUGCGGAACUACACCCGGGACGACUACAGCGAUAAGAUUGUAGACAUACCCAACAACAAGGAAGAGAGUGUGAAUCUGUCGCCAGCACCGGGAGGUCCUAAACCAAUCCUAACGCACAACACUAAGACCAGCACAACCCCUCUAAACCACUCUGAGCAAUAUGUUGACAUCACUAUGGACGAUACCCUUUCCAUAGACCAUAAGGAAGAGGUUAGUACGGAAGACAAAGGUGUUCUCACAGACCCUAAACCAGAGGGUGUGACUCUGACUAAGAUUCUGACCCUCUCCUCAGUGAAUGUUCCUGACCUAGUCCCCAUGGUCGAGCAAGAGUCAGAGCUGAGCCAUACGUUAGACAGCUGCUUAGACAGAGACCACUGCUCCAGCAUUAGUCUAGUGGACAUCUCUGACUGCUGCACCGACGACGAUGAAGAUGAUGACAUCACAGACUCGACCUCAGAGAUCUUCGCCGACGAAACGUCGGUUGGGGACCCCAACGCUUCCCCUCCCCUGACCCGUCCCCUCAAGUCCCUGCAGAAGCAGAUGGGAACCCCCAAUUCCAUGGCCUCCAUGGACCUGAUGCCUUCAGCAGUCGGCUCCACCUGCGAAGCUUUCAGCCCCUCCUCCAGCUCCUCCCACCCAUCUAGCUCCUCCCCCAAGGCAAUGGACAGUGGGUACGACACAGAGAACAAUGAGAGCCCAGAGUUCGUCCCCAAGGAGCCCCACAAUGAGCCUCGGGGCCCAGAGACAUUCACCCAGCCACUGGGGGAGUCUGUCCUGGACACCAGCCUGGAUGAGGAGGGGGAGGAGGGGGGGAAGGAGGCCGAAGUGGCCCCAUUGGAUGAUGAGGAUGAACCAACCCUGGAUGAAGAUGUGCUUCUAGCAGCCUCACAGACCACAGACAAAGAGAAGGGUCUGACCCCACUCAGUGAGAAGAACCCUUACAGGGACUCUGCCUACUUCUCUGACAAUGAGAACGAACGUCUUUAUAGGGAUGAGGGGGGUGACAAAGUAGGGGGUGAUGAAAGUGGAGGAGUGGAGGAGGGAGAAGUGGAAGAGAGGCUGACAGAGAAGAGGGAACUCAGCCCUCUUCAGAUAGAGGAGGAAGUGGAGACCUCAGCUCUUCUUCUGGAGGAGAGUGAAGACCCAGAGAUGGAAGCAUGCCUGACAGAAGAGUGCACCCAGGAUGAAGGGCUAGAGCUGGGGCUAGAGCUAGAGCUGGCCUCCAUUCUCUCUGGAGAAGUAGAGGCAGGGUCAGAAGGAUGGCCUGCCCAGGAGAAACCCUCUUCUCUGGGAGACUGGGCUGCAGAGGUGGUGGGGGCUAUGGAGGAAGCCCUGGGUGAACUCCAGAGGAGCAGCAGUACUGAAACAAACUCUGGUACCAAGGAGAAGGAGGAAGAGGAUGAAGGAGAACAAAGGGACAUGGAGGACUCAUCUGAAGCCUUAGAGACAGUAAACGUCCUAGAAGAAGCAUUUACCAAAAUGCCAGAGACCCUCGAGAAGGACGAUAAUGACGAAGAGAACAGUCCUCCCGCACGGCGUCGACGCUUCUCCUUCUCUCCUCCCCCUCCCUCCACCCCUCCUCUCUCCUCUCCUCUCCCUCCCUCCACCCCUCCUCUCUUCUCUCCUCCCCCUCCCUCCACCCCUCCUCUCUCCUCUCCUCCCCCUCCCUCCACCCCUCCUCUCUCCUCUCCUCUCCCUCCCUCCACCCCUUCUCCUCCUCUCCCCACGAUGACUCCCCCUCUGGGCUGGGAGUUGCCCAUGGACGGGGUGGAGGCGGACAAGGAGGACGUAGAUGGUGACUCCGAUGACAGUGAGUCAGACGAGGAGCUGAGCAGUUACAGUGUUCAGGAGGAGCAGAGUGGAGGGGAGGAGAGCGGGGAGGAGAACCAUGCUGUACCCGUUGUGUUGAGCGACUGUAGCGAUGCUCAUAACCUACGUAGUCUACUGAAGAUGCCCACCCCGCUCACCACCGAGUUGCUCGCCGAUGACCUGGUGGAACGCAAGAAGAAAGUGGUGUCCUUUUUUGAUGACGUCACCAUUUACCUGUUUGACCAGCAGAGUCCCACUAAAGAGCUGGCUGAGCAUGGGUUCUCUCCAGGGGCUGAGACCAGCGGACAGGGUUCACUGGUCAAACAACCAACCUCUGAUGACUCCUCAGAUGGAAAUAUCUCAGAAGAGAGUGCAGGGUAUGAGUGGGAGGAUGACUUCCCCCUUUUGCCCAUUCCAACUUCCUCAUCCAAGAUGGCUGCCUCCUCCUCAGGCUCAUCCCCCUCCGUACCCAGGCUGUCCUUCACCUCUAAGGCCCCGGAGCCCAAACCAGCAGUGCGGUACUCCCGCUUCACAGUCUCCCCAAGCCACGUGUCUCGCUUCUCCAUCACACACGUCUCUGACUCUGAUGUGGACUCUGGUCCAGGGAGCAGUGAGGAUGGAGACAGAGUAUUAUAGAACCACACAGCCACCCAGAAACUGCAGGAACUGCACCGUAUAAACAUGUCUGAGCCUCUAAACAUGACUUUUGUUUGGUGCUUUUUUUGGACAUCAGCUUUCUGAAAAGACAGUGCCUGAUUGUUUAUGAACACUUUUUGAACGGAGUCUGUACAAUGGAUGUGAAAGCAGAGAAUCAACACCGAUGAGAAUAUAUAAAAUACUAAAGGAUGAUAAUGUACACAUACACAGAAGAAUAUCUGUUUUUCAAAAGAACUUGAAUGAUGGUAAAGACAUACGUUGCAUUCAACGUAUUUUUGGGAACGAAGAGAGAAACUAAAGGACAAACGUGUUGCUCGUUUGCCACCAUAGACACUCAUUAUCAGCAUGUUAUGGAGAACCACACAACAUUACCGCUUGUUACGUGGAAGACAAGACAAUCAUUUUAUUGAUCAACUGUUUAACAUAGAUAUCAAAACAGAAGACACAAUUUACAGAAAACCCCCCUCUCAGAGACGGAGGGAGUGAAAAGCAAUUAAGGAAAGGACACAAUGUUUUUUUUUUCCAUCAAAUGAUCAGUGUUUGAAUGUGACUGUACCAAGAACAUGUCUUUGAGACAUGAGUUAACUCGUCUUCAUAAAAUAUCACAAAUAAUGAUUGAAGGAGAAUUUUGUAAUUCUAGUGUUUUCUCAAAGGAGACGGACCACCACUGUAUGUGGGCCUUAUGAUUUCCACCUGUACGGGUGCCAGAGUCACUGUUCCCCUCCAUCGGUCAGUAUGGGUCACUGUUCCCCUCCAUCUGUCAGUAUGGGUCACUAUUCCCCUCCAUCUGUCAGUAUGGGGCACUAUUCCCCUCCAUCUGUCAGUAUGGGGCACUAUUCCCCUCCAUCUGUCAGUAUGGGUCACCCUUCAUCUGUCAGUAUGGGUCACUAUUCCCCUCCACCUGUCGGGAUGGGUCACUAUUCCCCUCCAUCUGUCAGUAUGGGUCACUAUUCCCCUCCAUCUGUCAAUAUGGGUCACCCUUCAUCUGUCAGUAUGGGUCACCCUUCAUCUGUCGGGAUGGGUCACUAUUCCCCUCCAUCUGUCAGUAUGGGUCACUAUUCCCCUUCCAUCUGUCAGUAUGGGGUCACUAUUCCCCUCCAUCUGUCAGUAUGGGUCAUUAUUCCCCUGCAUCUGUCAGUAUGGGUCACUAUUCCCCUAAACCUGUCAGUAUGGGUCACUAUUCCCCUCCAUCUGUCAGUAUGGGUCACUGUUCCCCUCCAUCUGUCAGUAUGAGUCACUAUUCCCCUCCAUCUGUCAGUAUAGGUCACUGUUCCCCUCCAUCUGUCAGUAUGAGUCACUAUUCCCCUCCAUCUGUCAGUAUGAGUCACUAUUCCCCUCCAUCUGUCAGUAUGAGUCACUAUUCCCCUCCACUUGUCAGUAUGAGUCACUAUUCCCCUCCACCUGUCAGUAUGGGUCACUGUUCCCCUCAAUCUGUCAGUAUGGGUCACUGUUCCCCUCAAUCUGUCAGUAUGGGUCACUAUUCCCCUCCACCUGUCAGUAUGAGUCACUAUUCCCCUCCAUCUGUCAGUAUGAGUCAGUAUUUCCCUCCAUCUGUCAGUAUGAGUCAGUAUUCCCCUCCAUUGGUCAGUAUGGGUCACUAUUCCCCUCCAUCUGUCAGUAUGGGUCACUGUUCCCAUCCUUCUGUCAGUAUGGGUCACUAUUCCCCUCCAUCUGUCAAUGUGGGUCACUGUUCCCCUCCAUCUGUCAGUAUGGGUCAUUAUUCCCCUCCAUCUGUCAAUAUGGGUCACUGUUCCCCUCAUUCUGUCAGUAUGGGUGAAUGUUCCCCUGCUUCUGUCGGUAUGGGUCAUUAUUCCCCUCCAUCUGUCAGUAUGGGUCACUGUUCCCCUCCAUCUGUCAAUAUGGGUCACUGUUCCCCUCCAUCUGUCAGUAUGGAUCAUUAUUCCCCUCUAUCUGUCGGUAUGGGUGAAUGUUCCCCUCCAUCUGUCAGUAUGAGUCACUAUUCCCCUCCAUCUGUCAGUAUGAGUCACUAUUCCCCUCCAUCUGUCAGUAUGAGUCACUAUUCCCCUCCAUCUGUCAGUAUGGGUCACUGUUCACCUCCAUCUGUCAGUAUGGGUCACUAUUCCCCUCCAUCUGUCAGUAUGAGUCACUAUUCCCCUCCAUCUGUCAGUAUGAGUCACUAUUCCCCUCCAUCUGUCAGUAUGGGUCACUGUUCCCCUCCAUCUGUCAGUAUGAGUCACUGUUCCCCUCCACCUGUCAGUAUGAGUCACUAUUCCCCUCCACCUGUCAGUAUGAGUCACUAUUCCCCUCCAUCUGUCAGUACGAGUCACUGUUCCCCUCCAUCUUUCAGUACGGGUCACUGUUCCCCUCCAUCUGUCAGUAUGAGUCACUAUUCCCCUCCAUCUGUCAGUAUGAGUCACUAUUCCCCUCCAUCUGUCAGUAUGAGUCACUAUUCCCCUCCAUCUGUCAGUAUGGGUCACUGUUCACCUCCAUCUGUCAGUAUGGGUCACUAUUCCCCUCCAUCUGUCAGUAUGAGUCACUAUUCCCCUCCAUCUGUCAGUAUGAGUCACUAUUCCCCUCCAUCUGUCAGUAUGGGUCACUGUUCCCCUCCAUCUGUCAGUAUGAGUCACUGUUCCCCUCCACCUGUCAGUAUGAGUCACUAUUCCCCUCCACCUGUCAGUAUGAGUCACUAUUCCCCUCCAUCUGUCAGUAUGGGUCACUGUUCCCCUCCAUCUGUCAGUAUGGGUCACUGUUCCCCUCCAUCUGUCAGUAUGGGUCACUGUUCCCCUCCAUCUGUCAGUAUGGGUCACUGUUCCCCUCCAUCUGUCAGUAUGGGUUACUAUUCCCCUCCAUCUGUCAGUAUGGGUCACUGUUCCCCUCCAUCUGUCAGUAUGGGUUACUAUUCCCCUCCAUCUGUCAGUAUGGGUCACUGUGCCCCUCCAUCUGUCAUUAUGGGUCAUUAUUCCACUCCAUCUGUCAGUAUGGGUCAUUAUUCCCCUCCAUCUGUCAUUAUGGGUCAUUAUUCCCCUCCAUCUGUCAGUAUGGGUCAUUAUUCCCCUCCCACUGAAGGCCUGGGGCGUUAUCAUUAGUGCACACUAACAAACAGUUGCAGAACGCUUUGCAACGCCAACGAGAGUUAAUAUCGGACAUAUUCAGCUAUGUCCUUCUCCGUUUCCUUUCUUUUACAGACAUCCCUGGACCUAAACUAUUGUGUGAAUCCACCAUGUCAGUUUUGAGGGAAUAUCAUUGAUGACUUUGAAUAAAUGCUGUACUGCCUUUUUUUAGGACUUGAAAUUCAUGUGCUAUGCAUGCAGAUAGUGGUGGAUAAACACAGCUUAUGUUGGUUUCGGUCUUCUCCCCUGAUGAGGGUAGCUGCCUGUCCUUACCCUCAAGAGUUGAGCUUCACUGCACCACAUACUGUGUAAUAUGUCUACUACUCUUGAGGUGAACAUCCUUUGUGAUACGAUCAAAGAACUUGUACAUUUUUGAUUCUGAUUCUGAAAAUGGAACUGCAGUACAAGUACAAUAAGCUUACUAAUACCAUAGAUACAGUAGCAAAUCCUUAUAUAUAUAUAUAUAUAUAUAUAUAUAUAUAUAGGAAACUUUUGAUGAAAUAUUCACUUUUAAGAAAUAUGAAACUUUAAAAUGUAACUUAAAGAAUGGAAGAACAAACAAGUGAUUUUCAAGUGGCUUCGGUAUCAUGUUGAAGAUGACAUCCAAUAACUGUUGGAAGACUACAGAACUGGUUUGGUCUAAACGUACUGUGAUCAGCUGUGGGGUUGGUGAUGUCACAUGGAUUAGUCAGUGUAUUGUCUUUUCACCAUUUUAACAAUGGAAAAUACAUUUUGAAUUCAUGGACUUUUUUGACUCUGCUGUGUAUGUGACAAUGUGUUUGCUAUAGAAAUGAAAAAGGGAUGGAUGUGGUUGUAACAAAGAACCCAUACAGUCCAAUCAGCCUGCUAUACCAGCCUGAUAAGCCAAUCACUGUAGCAUGGUCUCAGGUCCGUUUGUACCCUCUGGCCUACUCCAAUGACCAUACUGUAGGUAGGCAAGACGGUACAAACUGAUCUGGGACCAGGCUAAAAUCACUCUGGUCUUUAGCCUCAAAGAACCAGGUUGUCAAUUUAGUUCAAAACAUAGAUAUGGAAUUACAUAGAUUCUAUGUCUAUGUUUUAAAGAUCGACUCUGGUCUCCAUGCAGUAAGUGUGUUCUGCUUAGUGUUUGUUAGCCUUUCUAGGGAUUUACUAUUCUGUAAUAGUUUAGCAUCCAUAGAUCCAUCUAGAGCGCUGUCUGUAUGGACUAUUUUUGUAUCUCAAAAAAAGAAAAAUUACGUUUAAGAAUAUCAAGAAAUUACCUGGAAUUUACCUGGAAGUGAGUUAAAAGUACAUGUAUUUAUGUUUUAUUGUUGCCAAAGAGAAGUAUUCAGUGAAGUCUGGGGGGCAAAUAGGAACAUAGGAUAUUUGAUCUAGAUUGUUUUAACCCACUAGUGGUGAGACUACAGCCUGGGUACCAGUCUGUUUGUGCCAUCAUGCCACUCCUGGUGCCCAGGCUAGUGAGAUGAAAGGGAUGUGUUGAUGAGAAAUGUUUGGCCUUGCCCUGGUCGUGAUUUAAACGAACAUGACUAGUUUAGGGAUGCUGUCAGUAAGAUGUGCCCUGGUCGUGAUUUAAACGAACAGGACUAGUUUAGGGAUGCUGUCAGUAAGAUGUGCCCUGGUCGUGAUUUAAACGAGCAGGACUAGUUUAGGGGUGCUGUCAGUAAGAUGUGCCCUGGUCGUGAUUUAAACGAGCAGGACUAGUUUAGGGGUGCUGUCAGUAAGAUGUGCCCUGGUCGUGAUUUAAACAAACAGGACUAGUUUAGGGAUGCUGUCAGUAAGAUGUGCCCUGGUCGUGAUUUAAACAAACAUGACUAGUUUAGGGAUGCUGUCAGUAAGAUGUGCCCUGGUCGUGAUUUAAACAAACAGGACUAGUUUAGGGAUGCUGUCAGUAAGAUGUGUCCUGGUCGUGAUUUAAACAAACAGGACUAGUUUAGGGAUGCUGUCAGUAAGAUGUGUCCUGGUCGUGAUUUAAACAAACAGGACUAGUUUAGGGAUGCUGUCAGUAAGAUGUGCCCUGGUCAUUAUUUAAACAAACAGGACUAGUUUAGGGAUGCUGUCAGUAAGAUGUGCCCUGGUCAUUAUUUAAACAAACAGGACUAGUAUGGGGAUGCUGUCAGUAAGAUGUGCCCUGGUCGUGAUUUAAACAAACAGGACUAGUUUAGGGAUGCUGUCAGUAAGAUGUGCCCUGGUCAUUAUUUAAACAAACAGGACUAGUAUGGGGAUGCUGUCAGUAAGAUGUGCCCUGGUCGUGAUUUAAACAAACAGGACUAGUUUAGGGAUGCUGUCAGUAAGAUGUGCCCUGGUCGUGAUUUAAACUAAACAGGACUAGUUUAGGGAUGCUGUCAGUAAGAUGUGCCCCACCCCACUCUACUUUCUGUACGUUAUGAAAUAUAAAUAAAGUGUUCUACAAAUCAA